CCUAUGAAAACCGGGGCAUCUUGGGGUGGGUGCUGUAGUCCAAAUGGUCAGUACCAGCUUGUGCCAGCUCUCAGUGCUCAUCCAUGCCACCUGCCAGUGCCCAUCAGUGCCACAUUUCAGUGCCCAUCAGUGCCAACUCAAUGCCACAUAUCAGUGCCCAUCUGAGCUGACUUUCAGUGUUACCCAUCAGUGCAAGUCAGAGCCACUUAUCAAUGCCAGUCAGUGCCACCUAUCAGUGCUGCCAAUCAGUGCCGCCUAUCAGUGCCAGCCAGUGCCACCUAUCAGUGUGCAUCUGUGCCACGUAUCAGUGCCCGUCAGUGCUGCCUAUCAGUGCCGCCUAACAGUGCCAUUCAGUGCCACCUAACAGUGCCAGUCAGUGCCGCCUAUCAGGGCCAGUCAGUGCCGCAUGUCAGUGCCGCCUAUCAGUGCCAUAUAUGAGUGCUGCCUUUCAGUGCCCAUCAGUGAUGCAUGUCAAUGCCCAUCAGUGCCACCUACCAGUGCCUCCUCAUCAGUGCCCAUCAGUGCCACCUAUCAGUGUCCAUCAGUGCAGCCUAUCAGUGCCCAUCACUGCAGCCUCAUUAGCACAGAUCAGUGAAGGGAGAAAAAUCACUUAUUUACAAAAUUUUAUAACAAAAACUAAGAAAAAAACGUUUUUUUUCUAAAUUUGCAGUGGUUUUUGGUUUGUUUAAGAAAAAAUAA
Staurois parvus is the source of this 699-nucleotide messenger RNA. The record is from the annotation of a GenBank genome assembly. Lineage: Eukaryota; Metazoa; Chordata; Amphibia; Anura; Ranidae.